Messenger RNA from Pseudoliparis swirei, 2266 nucleotides. RefSeq lists its product as uncharacterized. The transcript has 2 exons. Gene Ontology annotation, biological process: DNA integration. Gene Ontology annotation, molecular function: nucleic acid binding. Lineage: Eukaryota; Metazoa; Chordata; Actinopteri; Perciformes; Liparidae. The record is from RefSeq and is a predicted model, not a curated record. The coding region runs from base 1163 to 2071 and encodes 302 amino acids.
AGCCAAGCUGAUCCCUCGUCCUGAACAAACAAUUCCAAGACUGGAACUUUGCGCAGCAGUGCUCGGAGCGGAGUUAGCAGACUUAAUCUCGUCAGAACUAGACCUUCAGCUCGAUGCUACAACCUUCCACUCAGACAGCAAGGUAGUCCUUGGCUACAUUUCUAAUGAAAUCAGGCGCUUUUAUGUAUAUGUAAGUAACCGGGUAUUACGUAUCCGAAGAUCCUCUCACCCAGAUCAAUGGCGCUACGUGUCAACAGAACAGAACCCUGCAGACCACGCUACACGUUCUGUUGCUGCAGGCCAUUUGAACGACACAAACUGGCUGAGUGGACCCAAAUCUCUGUACACACCGGAGACAAGUGCUGCAGAGAGCACCUACGAGCUUGUCGACCCGGGUUCAGACCCAGACAUUCGCCCUCUGGUGUCCACUUUGAGUACUACAACAACAUCCAAGCAGCUUGGUUCUCAACGAUUCGCAAAGUUCUCAUCCUGGAAGUCUCUAACUCGGGCCAUUAUUCGUCUCAUACACAUAGCCCGUCUUUUCAACAUGACCUUGAAGAACAGCCCUUGUAAGGGCUGGCAUCGUUGCAAAACAGGAUACACUGUUGAGUCUGAUCAAGCGUCGCACAUCAUCAUUAAAGCAGUACAGGAGGAAGUCUACAGUCAAGAGAUCAAAUGUAUCCAAAAACAUGAGCAGAUCCCUAAAAGUAGUCCUCUCAAAAAUCUGGAUCCUUUCAUUGACACACACUGCCUUCUGAGAGUCGGAGGCCGCCUCUACAAUGCAAACCUUGAUCAGAGUGAAAAGACUCCGGUGAUUAUUCCUGGUAAACAUCAGGUUGCAACCUUACUCAUCAAGCAUCACCACGAACAAAUCUAUCACCAAGGCCGUCUCUUUACAGAAGGGGCUGUUCGUACAGCUGGCUUUUGGAUAGUUGGUGGCAAAAGAAAAGUGAGCAGCAUCAUCCAUCAGUGUGUAACCUGCAGAAGGCUUAGAGCCCCACUUACAAUUCAAAAGAUGGCCAGUCUUCCAGCAGAUCGUCUCUCGACGGAACCGCCUUUUACGAAUGUCGGGCUUGAUGUGUUCGGCCCUUGGAAUGUCUCUUCACGUAGAACAAGAGGAGGCCAUUCCCACAGUAAACGAUGAGCCGUGAUCUUCACGUGUAUGAGCGUACGAGCGGUUCAUAUUGAAGUCAUAGAAUCCCUUGACACAUCCAGCUUCAUCAACGCGCUAAGGCGCUUUCUUGCUGUGCGCGGUCCUGUCAAACACAUCCGCUCAGACCGUGGCACCAACUUUGUUGGUACUUGCAAGCAGUUGAAGAUACCUUCAAACAUUGACGACACAACGAUAAAGACUUUCCUGUCAGGCCAAGGUUGUUCUUGGACCUUUAACCCUCCGCACGCUUCCCAUUUUGGCGGUGUAUGGGAAAGAAUGAUUGGUCUUGCAAGGAGAAUCUUGGACUCCAUGUUCAUUCGUCUGAAGGACAAACUUAUUCAUGAGGUGCUAGUGACUUUCAUGGCAGAAGUGACAGCCAUUAUAAAUGGCAGGCCUCUUGUUCCAGUGACAACUGACGUUGACGACUCAUUUAUACUUACUCCAGCUGCUCUUCUCACUCAAAAAGUGAAUGUCCUUUCUGCUCCUACUGGAGAGUUUGGAGUUUCAGACCUCUACAAACACCAGUGGCGGCAGGUCCAACACAUGUCCAACACCUUCUGGGACAGCUGGCGAAAGCAAUUCCUCCCGACACUACAGGCACGCAAGAAGUGGCAGUCCACUCAUCCGAACAUCAACCCAGGAAGUGUUGUUCUCCUCAAGGAUAGCCAAGUACCAAGAAAUGAAUGGCCACUUGGACUGGUAACGCAGACCUUCCCCAGCGAAGACGGGAAGGUGCGAAAGGUCGAGAUCAAGGUCACACGAACAGGAGGGACUCAAUUUUUCUUAGGCCUGUUUCUGAGAUGGUGCUUCUUCUCCCCCCAGAGGCCCAGUGAAGAGAACUGUCUAGGAUUUAUUGAGUGGCGUGUAUUCACGCCAGGCGGGGAGUGUUUUGUUACAAUUGUUAAGCCAGCAUGUUAAUACGUUUUAUUUUGAAAACAGGAAAUGUCCCGUAACUUCCGGUAGCUUGUAAUCAGGAAGUAAACAAGAGCAUGGCUCAGAGACGCUGUCUUCAUUAGUUUUGUAAUCCAGUGGAAUCUGCAUACAUCUUGUACCUUUUGAUAGCAUCGUUGUUUUACACUUUCCUAUGUCAAUAAACCUGUGGACAACGGACAA